Arachis duranensis is the source of this 1151-nucleotide messenger RNA. RefSeq names its product heme oxygenase 1, chloroplastic. NCBI's taxonomy places the organism in Eukaryota, Viridiplantae, Streptophyta, Magnoliopsida, Fabales, Fabaceae. Gene Ontology annotation, molecular function: heme oxygenase (decyclizing) activity. The transcript has 4 exons. Gene Ontology annotation, biological process: phytochromobilin biosynthetic process; heme oxidation. The coding region runs from base 148 to 990 and encodes 280 amino acids. The record is from RefSeq and is a predicted model, not a curated record.
CAUUACUUGCAAGAACAGAGAGAGAGAGAGAAAAGAGUCCAAACAUUCUCUUCAUCCGUCUUUCGUCUUCUCUAAGUUUAUCAAUCUUGUACGAUUUCUUCUACUCAACACCAACACCAACAACAACAACACACUUAGGGUUCUUCCAUGGCGUCGCUAGGAACCCCGCUUUCCCAAUUUCAAUCCCUUUCUUGCACCAAAUCCUGCAUCCGGCUCCCCUCACCUGCUCUCCCUCUUCAAUUCCGACGGAGAUCAUCGCCGGCGCUCCGGGGCAUGCCGAUGAAGGCGGUUGUUGUUGUGUCUGCAACGACGGCGGCGGAGACGUCCAACAAGAAGCGGUACCCUGGGGAGUCGAAGGGGUUUGUGGAGGAGAUGAGGUUUGUGGCGAUGAAGCUACACACGAGGGAUCAGGCUAAGGAGGGCGAGAAGCCCGUCACGGAGCCCGAGGAAAAGCCCGUCGCUAAGUGGGAACCAACCGUUGAUGGCUACCUUAGGUUCCUUGUUGAUAGCAAGUUGGUUUACGACACUCUCGAGAAGAUCAUCGAUGAAGCUCCUUAUCCUUCAUAUGCUGAAUUCAGAAAUACAGGACUCGAAAGGUCUGCGAGUUUGGCGAAAGAUUUGGAGUGGUUUAAGGAGCAAGGCUAUACCAUUCCUGAACCUUCCUCUCCUGGCCGUAGUUAUGCCGAGUAUCUUAUUGAGUUGUCGCAGAAGGAUCCACAGGCUUUCAUUUGCCACUUUUACAAUAUCUACUUUGCCCAUACAGCUGGUGGUCGAAUGAUUGGGAGAAAGGUUGCUGAAAUGUUGUUAAACAAAAAGGAGCUGGAGUUUUAUAAAUGGGAUGGUGACCUUUCCCAGUUGUUGCAGAAUGUGAGGGACAAGUUGAAUAAAGUUGCCGAAGAAUGGACUCGGGAAGAGAAGAACCACUGUCUUGAAGAAACAGAAAAAUCGUUCAAGUUCUCAGGAGAGAUUCUCCGUUUAAUUCUUUCAUGAUCAUGAUAAUACAUGCUCUAUUAUAUGGUUUAUUUACAAGCAUUAAAGUGCAUGGCGCAAGUCAAGAAUAUUGCAAUAUGUGUAUAUAUGUUUUAAUUUUAAGUUCAAGAUGCAAUAGACUGAAUGUUGAUUCCCAGAUAUAAAAAAGUUAACUUCCUAAA